Lucilia cuprina (Australian sheep blowfly) is the source of this 310-nucleotide messenger RNA. RefSeq names its product glycine-rich RNA-binding protein 8 (gene SLIRP2). NCBI's taxonomy places the organism in Eukaryota, Metazoa, Arthropoda, Insecta, Diptera, Calliphoridae. The record is from RefSeq and is a predicted model, not a curated record. The transcript has a single exon. Bases 1 to 264 code for a protein of 87 amino acids. Gene Ontology annotation, molecular function: mRNA binding.
AUGUCGAAUUUUGUACGUCAAUCUUAUAAGUUAUUUGUAGGUAAUUUACCCUGGACUAUUGGUCAAAAGGAAUUGCAAACUUAUUUCUCCAAGUUUGGGCAUGUAUCAUCUUCAUCUAUAAUAUAUGAUAAACAGCAGGGCUUUUCGAAGGGUUUCGGUUUUGUAACAUUUAGUAGUAGUGAUGCCUAUAAUAGUGCCUGCAAUCAAAAUGUUCACUUUUUAGAGGGGCGUGUACUUAAUGUUAAGGAAGCUAAUAAUCAAUAAGUUUAUAAAUUUAUGUAAAUGAAAUAAAUUGAAUUAUUUAAAUUAA